AUGGAUACGCCUGCUCGUCAUUAUGUGCCGACUCAGGAGUACACAAAGAGAGCCCCCUCACAACCUCGCAUCCCAGUCGCUCUUCAACCGCCUUCGAGCAGUGGACCAGGGGAUUUUCAGUCUCACGAUUACAGUGAGGGCGAUUUCAUCCCCCCCGGUUUCUUUGAAAGGGUCGACUCGCACAAUUUCACACAGCGACCCGAUCCACCCGAAUGGGUGUAUGAAAUGCGCAGAUACGCUCAACCGAUUCUGUCGUUCCUUUACCUUGGACCCCAUUCGUGUGUGAAAGACCUAGAUUACCUAAAAAAUGAAGGAUUUACCCUUCUCCUUGGGAUUCGAAAUCGAGUCUCAGCGCAGCGCCACUUGCUCUCGGGAGCGAAUGCCGCUGCUGAACUAGAUAUUGAAGCAGAUUGCAUCGAUGUCGGUGAUAAUCAAGAGCUGAUAUCUGCCUUUCCCCGGGCAAUCCGCCGUAUCAACGACCAUCUUGCCUCGUUCAAUAAUACGAGCGGCACGGAAUUAUCAAUGGUCCCGAAGAGGAAAAUUCUGGUGUUCUGUGAGUCCGGCAAUGAGCGUUCGGCAACCGUCGUCAUUGUGUACCUCAUGGUAAUGUUGAACCUGAAUAUGUCGGAAGCGAUUAGCAUGGUUCAACAUUGUCGUUUUUGUACAAGUAUCGAGGAUCCCAUCAGACAGAUCCUCGCGAGUUUUGAGUCUAUCCUGCAAGCGAAACGAGACGUGGAGAGGACCAGGCGUACCUCCGGGACCCUGGCAUCAAAUGCCCUUUCGCCAACAACCUCCAAGAAGAGGAACCUUUUCGAUCGAUCUCACAAUACAAUGCAGAGAGGAGAUGAUGAUGGUGAUGAUGAUGACAGUAUGGAUGAGGCGGACGCCUUUAUGAUUGAUAGAAUGGCCAUGGCCCCCUUUCAAGAUCGUUAA
Penicilliopsis zonata CBS 506.65 is the source of this 933-nucleotide messenger RNA. RefSeq lists its product as hypothetical. Lineage: Eukaryota; Fungi; Ascomycota; Eurotiomycetes; Eurotiales; Aspergillaceae. The transcript has a single exon. Bases 1 to 933 code for a protein of 310 amino acids. The record is from RefSeq and is a predicted model, not a curated record. Gene Ontology annotation, molecular function: protein tyrosine/serine/threonine phosphatase activity; F-box domain binding. Gene Ontology annotation, cellular component: cytoplasm; nucleoplasm. Gene Ontology annotation, biological process: negative regulation of SCF-dependent proteasomal ubiquitin-dependent catabolic process; regulation of ERK1 and ERK2 cascade; protein dephosphorylation.